Molecule: messenger RNA, 2841 nt
Organism: Micropterus salmoides (largemouth bass)
Lineage: Eukaryota; Metazoa; Chordata; Actinopteri; Centrarchiformes; Centrarchidae
Product: E3 ubiquitin-protein ligase RNF14-like
Exons: 7
Coding region: 245-1927 (560 amino acids)
Biological process (GO): positive regulation of proteasomal ubiquitin-dependent protein catabolic process; protein polyubiquitination; ubiquitin-dependent protein catabolic process
Cellular component (GO): cytoplasm; ubiquitin ligase complex
Molecular function (GO): zinc ion binding; ubiquitin conjugating enzyme binding; ubiquitin protein ligase activity
Source: RefSeq, a predicted model, not a curated record
AAUAACAGCAGCACUGCUUUUUUAAAGGUUGCUGCUGUAGCGUUAUUCUGUAGCCUGCAUCAUAAAAAUGAGUCAACAGAGGGACAGAAAACCGAGAGCAGGUUGGCAUACAGACUUCCUGAACAGCGAGGAUUAAAAUUUUACACUGAGGGCGACCAACUAAUUCAAACUUUUUUCGAGGAAGCAGUUUCACAAACAGUGCGAGGAGGACGGGAACUUUGGUACAGUGUUUGGUGCGGGAGGUAUGAAUGCGGACAAGGAGGAGCAGGAAGACGAACUUCUCGCCCUACAUGGUAUCUUUGGUUUGGAGGAGUUUGUCCGGGAUGAGUCGAAGUCUGCCGGAGAGAUCCGAGUAUCUGUUGAGCUGCCUGCAGACUUCACUGUGGUUCUUAAACGGGGUGAGACGCUGAGACAGUAUGAGAUAUCAUAUCUUCCACCUCUGCUUCUGAUCUUUGAACUCCCUGAGGACUACCCAUCCUCCUCUCCUCCAUCCUUCAGCCUCACGUGCAGCUGGCUGACACACAUGCAGCUCUCUGCACUGGCGGCCCAGCUAACUGAUCUCUACCAGGCCACUGGGGGCGCUGUGGUGCUCUUCUCCUGGGUACAGUUUCUUAAAGAAGAUGCCCUCAGGUUCCUAGAAAUCACUACUAUCCUGGAGCUCCCCUCUGAUGAAGACAGCACCCAAUACUAUAGCCAGGACACAUUAAAUGCCGCACUCAGAGAACCAAAGAAUAAUCAAUACACUCCAGAGUCAGGACCCUCAGAUAACCAAAGUUGUAAUGUGUCAGAUCCUUGUAAACCAGACCUCUCUGAACCAUCCUUGGAAGAUGAGCAUUCGAUAGUGAUUCUAACUGAUGGCCAAAAUCCUUCAACCUCAGACUGGACCAGCACAGACUCUCAGGGAGCUGUGGCAUUAGACUCCUGCAAGACUGACCAAAAUAAUUCCCACCACAGCCAAGUCCCACUAGAUCAAAGUGGACAAGGAGCUGCUUCUCUGCCAAUCCACUCAAGAGAAUCCCCCCAAAAUGAAGACCACACCCUCUCUGGUCUCUCCCUAACUCCGUCACAAAUUCUCCUGUCCCAGCUCUUGAUCUACGAUGCAGCCCAGCAUCGGAAAGUGUUUGCCACCACAGUGUUUGACUGUGGUGUGUGUUUUAUCGGCCGGCUCGGUUCAGAAUGUGUGCAAUUGCCUGAGUGUGGCCACAUCUUCUGCCAGACCUGUCUCGCCCAUUUCUGUAAGCUCCAGAUAAAAGAGGGGGACGUCCAGGGUGUCACCUGUCCUCAGGCAGACUGCAAUGCAACCCCUACACCUGCACAGGUGAAGAGUUUGGUAGGAGAGGAGCUGUUCAGCCGCUAUGAUCGUCUCCUGCUGCAGAAGACUCUGGACUGCAUGGCUGAUGUAACCUACUGUCCUCGGCGUUCCUGUGGUUCGGCCGUCAUUCAGGAGAAUUCCAGCACUGCAGCCAUGUGCUCUGUGUGCAAAUUUGCCUUCUGUGUUACCUGUAGACAGACCUACCAUGGAGCAAAUGACUGUCAGAAAAAGAUGAACACAAACAAACCAAUAGAAGAAAAGUCACAGCAAGCCGGAGCAAACCUGCCACAGUCACAAGAGGGAAUAAGAGCUCUGUGGGAUGACUAUGCCAGUAGCAGUAAGUACAGGCAGCAUCGUCUGGAGAGCAGAUACGGCCGCAGGAUAUUGCAGGGCACUGUGGUGGAGCUUCUGAGUGAAGAUUGGCUAGCGUCUAAUAGCAAGAACUGCCCUCACUGCUUCUGCAGAAUACAGAAGGAAACAGGAUGUAACAGGGUGAUGUGCUCUCAGUGUCGACAGUGGUUCUGCUGGGUCUGCCUCACCAUACUGCCAACAUGUGGUGGAGACUAUCAUUUUAAGAACCGUCACUGCUCUCGCAUCCAAUACUACCCAGCCUAGUGCCUUAGCUACUUUUACCACCAGCCACUGACCGCCAGUCAUGGAGGGAAUGGAAUUUGCAUUGUUUAUUCUAUAUUCAAAUUUCUUUUACACUGGACUACGCAGAUAAUGCAAACAUGCAAGAUGAUGUGGAGCAUAUUUUUAAACCAUCUCUAAUCAUCUCAACACAGAAUCUGUUCACUAUAAACAUUCGGUGUUUUAAUGCUCUUUUGCUAAAGAUGGGCCAACAAAGUAUUUCAGUCACAGUUCAUACACAAACCAAAAACAUCAAAAAUACAUCAAAAAUUUAAAUUCUAGAUGUAUUUUACAUGUUAAUAUCAAUUUCAACUGAAGCUUUACAGUCAUUCACAAAAUUACACCAUGUGUCUUUCUGUAUCAUGACCAGUAGAUGAUGCUACACUAUCAUUCAGUGUAUGUGACAUGCAUAUCUGCAGCUGUGGAUGCAAAGAUGAUUAGUCUAUGAAAGAAAAUCACCAGUGUGCCUUUUACUUUCCCCUCAUUUAGGUUACUUAGUGGGGUAGCAAUGAUGAUUUUUUUUACAUUUUUACAUUUUUGCUCUAUCUACCAAUCAUUUCUUUGAUUUAUUCAUUAAUGAUGUGGUCUAAAAAAAAUCAUCAAAUAAUAAAAAGACUAUGAAAAAACAAAUACUCACAUUUGAGAGGGUGAAGAACUUACUUAUAAAUGACUUAAACAAUAAAUUGAGUAUUAAAAUUGUUGCAGUUUAGUCUUCUGUUGAUUGACUAAUUAUUUAGGCAACAAACCUUGCAGCUGCAGGGGGAGUUUUAAAUCCUUUCAACUUCCUCAAAUGUACCUUAAAACUUCAAUUAAAGCGUAGUACCAAUUAGUCACCUGUUCCCUUUACUGGCCUGGUGGGACUACAUGUUUUGAUAAAUAAACACAGGUCUCAAUUAGAA